This is a messenger RNA of Opisthorchis viverrini, 4119 nucleotides long. RefSeq lists its product as hypothetical. Gene Ontology annotation, molecular function: ATP binding; microtubule binding; microtubule motor activity. The record is from RefSeq and is a predicted model, not a curated record. NCBI's taxonomy places the organism in Eukaryota, Metazoa, Platyhelminthes, Trematoda, Opisthorchiida, Opisthorchiidae. The transcript is spliced from 16 exons. Gene Ontology annotation, biological process: microtubule-based movement. The annotation marks the transcript as partial.
AUGUCGACUUCAGAUUGUCCAAAGUGUGUCCGACGUGAGAAGAUGCAUUCUCGGCGAAACCACCGAAAGUCGCUGCGACGGUCGGGUGAUUUUCCCUCUCCUUCAGAUGGAUUCCGAUCGGGAUUUCAAAGUACAGUCCCCGUUCCAAGACAGCCGGACGGAACGCAACCAGCUUUACGUUUCCAAUUUGCCAGACUGCUCCGGAGCAGUCCCCCAAGCUUACCCCCUUCUCUGGAUGAACUCGAAGUGGGAUUCGAAAGUGCAUUCUCCCGAGACUACGCUCACUUUACUAGCCUCAAUACGGGAAAGGUGAAAGUAAUCGUGUGCGUUCGUCACCCGGAAAGCACCGUCGAAUGCAGACCCUUGUCAACGCUUCCCAAUGUAGACAGACAGCAUCAUGCACCCAGUCAGUAUUUGGACGCACUGUUAUCCCUCAACUGCAACAUAUCUAGCGGUUGUGUUACGACUGACCACCGCAGAAAUCAGUUAACACUCAUUGAUCCCACUCCACCAAUUCGCAGACGAGUCAGUGUAACAAAUCCCAAGCUGUUCACAUUUGACGCUGUCCUUGCAACACAGGAUCAACAGCUGUUGGAAUUGAGUAGGGUCGCACUGACCAGUGUGAUUCAACAGCUGCUGCGCGGACAAGAUGGAUCCCACGACCGGCUUCACCCUUUUGGGGGCUCAUCAGGUAGGCACAGUCCCCGAGUUUCCAUCAACCUUAUGUUCUACUUGAAACCAAAUUGCACGAAAUUAGCGAAAUACACUCAUUUGCUUGAAAACAUCAAAACCGUGAGAUUCAGCUGGGUUCCAGGAAAAACACGAUCAAUGGUUGGUACGGACACAGCUCCUCCUACAAGUUUUGGCAUCAUUCCUUGUGCAAUAAGCUGGCUGUUCCAAGUUCUCAAUAAACAGAAGGAGGUCACAGGCAUUCGGUUUUCGGUUCGGGUAUCUGCAGUGGCGCUCAACGGGCCAAACGAGGAGUUUUGUGACCUACUCGAGGAUGCCGUGUUGCCUCAUGAGAAUGACAUGUCUCCAAGCCGAUACUUACGGUCACAAGAGAGAAAUCCAGCUGCCAAUCCAACUCCGGGUGAUAUUUUCCAGUCUACUGAUUCCGAAUCAGUAGCUAUGCAGAUCAGUAGAUGUCUCGCAAACCAAAAAGAAAUUCGAGUUGCCAAUGCGGAAAAAGCAGCUUAUCUCUUGGACGUCGCCCUGACGAAACGGGCAGCAGCGUGUGCAGACAAAAAGAACAGUUCGAAUACGAAUGGUUCGGGUCUAUCACACAUGUUGUUCACGUUCCAUGUCUAUCAGUGUUGUGUGGAACAGAAUGAGACAGGGGCACAUGUUUCCGGAGGCCUAACCAGGCUGCACUUGCUCGACCUUGGCUGCGGUCGGUACGGUCACCCCACAGCUACGACCAGUGGUGUGGAACUUACCAAGUUCAAGCAGACAGCACAAGAUAAGGGCCAAUCCCCUAUUCCCAGUACUCGAACAACAAGCGAAAUCGACAGACCCGCUACCCAUAAUCCAAUAAAUACUACAUGCAGAAGUCUUUCAAUUUCCGGUAUGGCUAAUGUAAUACUGGCACUUUUAACCGGCCAGAGGCACUUGCCGUUCCGGGACUCCGCCUUGACCCACUUGAUCAAAGAGGCCAUGACCGGAACUCAGGUUCAUCCUUGUGUGAUCGCUCACAUUGAUUCCGGAACUCAAUACUACACAGAAACUUUGCAGAAUACGUCCGUUUCUGGGACUGGCGUGCACGUGGUGAAGCGAAUGAUACCUCGGACAAACGCCAAAGUUUGGCCUCGCGCCAUUUCGCCCAGACUCAAAGAAGCACUUUUGUCGCAGGAAGAGACCUGGAUUGACGGUCCUAAAGUCGCAGGCACUCUCGACAUCAACUUAAAAGCUACUGAGUGCGUGUCCUCUUCCGGUCCUCACUGGUCCCACUGCUUAUGCCCAAGCUCAUCUGUAUGUUCCCCAACAUAUUCAGUCGUACAACCAAGAAGGCACUCAAGUGAACUUGGGACAGCACCUUGCGCAGUGCUGUCUAAAUCAGCAACAGUGUCAACAGUAGCACCGUUGAACAUCCACGAUAGCGAAUCAUUCAGAUGCGCCUACGAUUGCACGCAGGAGAAUGAUUUGGGCAAGUACCCUUCUGUAUCUCAUUCAUGUGCCUGGCAAACAGACAAUAAUGCGGAGGACGAUCAGAACCAAAUUUCGUCGGUGGAUGCAAGCAGCUGUUCGACUUUGGAACAUGGUGCAAAGCUUGGUCCACGGGCUCUAUCAGACAUAUCGGAGCGUACGGAAGAAACGGAAACUGUACCUGAUGGCAACACCAUCAAAUCUUCUUCUACGGGGCCACUUUUUGAAUGUCUAUCGCUGCUGCGGCUCGAAGGACUGCCAUAUUUGGACGAGUUGCACUUUGAGGAUAGAAGUGCUCCCCACAAUGCCGAACUCAUAGAAUCUGUUCUCGCUGACACAACGGACAGACGGCAAUCUCCUUUGAAAAAUGAUGGCACCCGUAACACUCAGAAGGCAGACAAAUCGGGCCGAGAUGAACUGCAACAGAACCCUGUAUUUUCCCCACCCAAGAAUCAAGACCUUGGAAACUUCAGUGCAAGCCAACAAAUACCGUACUGGAAUAUUUUGCAGCCUGAUUCCUUCUCCUUCCCAAGGUAUCCACAAACAAUGAAUACUACAAAGCAUUUGGUUAAACUGAUCGCCUACCCCUCCACCGGCGACCAGGUCCAAAACUCAGCAACAAUUAGAGAGCGAGCCGACUGUACAGAGUCAAUUCAAGCGAAGGAACUGAAGGACUCCAAAUCCCAAAGAGGUUUUCGUUUCCCCAGUUUCCCCAUCUUCCGCAGUUUCCGAUUAAGGAGAGAUCGAAAAAAGGAAAAAUUGCAGGCUGCUGAUCCAUUGCGUGUCGAUGAGAACAAAGCAGCUACUCAGUCCCCCAGUACGACCGAGAAUAUGACUGGACUCAGUUAUCCCUUAUCACCUACUAGCCUUGCAGACCUCAGGGAACGAUGUCAUAGUUGUUCAUCAAUAUCUCCUAUGCGUUCAAUACGCGCAUGUGCAUCCACAUUUCCUCACAAGCCUUCGCCGUUGGAGUUAUUUAUCAGAAAACACCAAGUGAACAGUUACAGACUACUGGACAGGGAAGCAAAACUCUCAUAUGCAUCUUUUUUUCAAAAACUGUAUAUCCAUCCUCCUUUUGAACGCGUCUUUCUGAACGUUUCUGGAUAUUCAUUGACUGUUACUCAAAUCCGAACAAAUGCUACCUCCACAAAUUCCGUAAUCUCACUUUUCAAGAGACGCGAAGCGGAGUUACGAGAAAACGUACUACUCGCAUGCCUCAUCAGUAGCAUCCACCGUUACACCUGGCUUCAGCAGACCCACCAACCCAUCGCUACGCACCCCAACAACGCACUGAUGAUGUCAUCUCGUUUGGUGAUGAAACGACGACACGAUGAAGCAAAUGGUCACCUGGCAACCGGAGAGCGUGAUCAAGCUCACGUAACUGAUUCAUAUCACAUCACCCAGUUGGCAAGUUCUUACCAAAAAAGUCCAUCGCACGUCGGCAUUGCUAACUGGGUACCUAGACGAUACGUGCGUAAUAUUUCGAAGGUCCUGAUUGCACAGUGGUCGAAUUCUGGGGAUAUGAUUUGCUACUUGACCCCCUGCAUGGUUAUAAGCCUUACCAUUUUUCAAACUAUUCAUUUCAUCUCGUCGUCAAAUGUGCCUGAACGGAAUAAAAUCAGGACCAACUCCGGAAGUACUGGCGCGCAGAUCUACUGUGUGCACAAAUCGAGUGAAUUAGGGACGGACCACACUUACCAUGGGCAUUACCCUGGAACCUUGUUCACACCUAUUUGUCGAUCCGGACGAAGAAGUGUAAACGGCGGUCCAGCGAGCAGCGGUUACGAAAGUAUGCGCAUCGGAACCAGCGAGCUUUCUUUAUCACAUCCAGACUCUUCAAGCGAAUGCUCUGGGAUCCUGACACCAGGUGGAAUGACGAAAGAUGUGCUCAAACCGAAAACUUUCGACGAGAUCAACAGAUAUCAACGUCACUCAUCAACAACUGGCAGUCGGGCCUCCGGCUCGGCGGGAUCGGGA